AUGCUGUGCAGUUGCAAACAUAUUGCAAGGUUGUCAGAAAAUGGAGAGGAAUAUGCCCAAGCCAUUAAACAAUGUCACCAGAGGGCAGCAGACAGGAUUGUAGUGGGAGCAGUUGACAAUGGAGGGCUUUACAUCAAGCUAGGGCAAGGUCUUGCUUGUUUUAAUCAUAUUCUGCCACGGGAAUACACAGAGACUCUUCAAGUACUACAAGACAAGGCUCUUCGAAGGAAACAUGGAGAGGCUGAUGAGCUUUUCCUUGAGGACUUUGGUAAGAAAGCUCAUGAGUUAUUCCUGGAGUUUGAUUACAAUCCCAUAGCAGCUGCUAGUCUGGCCCAGGUGCACCGAGCUGUGAGGCAUGAUGGCAGAGAGGUGGCGGUCAAGGCAAGAAACUUUGACAUGCUGCAGUUGUUGUUGUCAACUGCUGCUGUUAUUUUUUGCUCUUGCUGUUGUUGCCUCUUCCAUGUCCUGCGUUUACUAAGCUUAAUUUUCCUCUCUAUCGUAGUUCUUGUAAGGAAAGGCAAAGACAAUAAAGCUGAAAUAGUGAUUAUUGACCAUGGGCUUUACGAGACACUUCAACCCAGGGACAGAGUUGCCUUGUGCCUACUGUGGAAGUCCAUCGUGUUGAAUGACCAGGAUCGCAUGCAACAUUUCAGUAAACAACUUGGAGUAGAUGAUUAUGAAAACUUUUGCCAGAUCCUUCUUCAGCGACCGUUUGUGUGGGGAAGCGCUGGCAUGUUAUUCACAUCACGAGUAACAGACGAAGACUUGGAAAUCAUGACAAAACUCGCUCAAGGACACUUUGAGAAAGUGAUUAUCAUUCUUAGGCAGCUCCCGAGAAGCAUGCUUCUCGUUUUCAGGUGCUUAUUAAGUGAAAGCAUUUGUCCAAACAAUUGUGACACAAUUGUGACACAAUAA
Molecule: messenger RNA, 915 nt
Organism: Orbicella faveolata
Lineage: Eukaryota; Metazoa; Cnidaria; Anthozoa; Scleractinia; Merulinidae
Product: putative aarF domain-containing protein kinase 5
Source: RefSeq, a predicted model, not a curated record